Messenger RNA from Quercus robur (English oak), 1179 nucleotides. RefSeq names its product protein ALP1-like. The record is from RefSeq and is a predicted model, not a curated record. The transcript is spliced from 4 exons. NCBI's taxonomy places the organism in Eukaryota, Viridiplantae, Streptophyta, Magnoliopsida, Fagales, Fagaceae. The coding region runs from base 1 to 1179 and encodes 392 amino acids.
AUGGAUGAUUAUAAUGGUACUCAUGAGAGUGGCAAUUUUAUGAAACUAUUAAUGGAUGGGGAUUACAGAAAUUACUGUGAUUAUCAUGAUGGUGGUGAUUAUAACAAUGUUGACAAUAAUAAUGAUAGUGAUAACUAUGAUGAUGAUGAUGGUGAGAGUAGUGACAGUGAUGAUGACAGUGACAGUGAUUUUGAUGAUGAUGAUAGUAACGACGAUUCUGAUGAGGAGUUUUACCAGCUUGUGGCAGUUACCUGUGAAGCAGUUGUGACAUAUUUCAAUAAGUACAUUAAUAAGACUCCUUGUUAUGAUUCUGAACAAACAGGGUGGGCUUGGGUGAGACGUUGUAUGGAAGGUGAAACCAUAAGUAGAUAUUUUGAGAAGAUGAUCACUCUGUUGUGUGCUCGCUUUGCAGCUGCAUAUGUAAAGCCUUCGGAUCCAACUUUUAGUGAAGUUCCAACCAAAAUACAAGACCAUCCAAUUUAUUGGCCACAUUUUAAAGAUUGCAUCGGUGUGAUUGAUGGCACACAUCUGAUAGCAGUUGUACCUAUUGAGAAGUCCAUUCCAUACUUUGGAAGAAAGGGAUAUCCAACCCAAAAUGUGAUGGCUGCAUGUGACUUUGAUAUGUUAUUCACAUUUGUUUUGCUUGGAUGGGAAGGUGCAACACACGACACUCACAUUUUUCUUGAUACUAUUCGUAAACAAAGUAACAACUUUCCGCACCCACCACCAGUUGAUUCUGGAUACCCAAUGAUGAAAGGCUAUUUGGCACCAUACAAGGGGAUAUCAUACCAUCUUCAAGACUUUCGAAGGAGAGGUGGAAGCCCUAGAACUAGACAUGAAAAAUUUAACCAUGCUUACUCAUCUCUUCGAUGUACGAUUGAGCACACUUUUGGUGUGUGGAAGAAUAAAUGGAGAAUUAUCAGAAACAUGCCAUCUUUUCCAUUCCAUAUCCAAUUACUUAUUGUAUCUGCUACUAUGGCUCUUCAUAAUUUUGUUAGACUAAAUGAUAGGGAUGAUAGGGGCUUCAUAAACGCCAAUCGAGAUUCAAUUUCUAGAAGAGAACAUAAUAGUGAAGCAGGUAGUAGUUAUGAGCAGAACUCAGGAUCUUUAACAGACCCUGUGAUGGUGGUUCUUCGUGAUUCCGUUGCUAUUUCCAUUUGGGGGGAUAAUAAUGAGUAG